Lytechinus pictus (painted urchin) is the source of this 1945-nucleotide messenger RNA. Its product is annotated as large ribosomal subunit protein uL18-like. Gene Ontology annotation, molecular function: 5S rRNA binding; structural constituent of ribosome. The transcript is spliced from 12 exons. Lineage: Eukaryota; Metazoa; Echinodermata; Echinoidea; Temnopleuroida; Toxopneustidae. Gene Ontology annotation, biological process: ribosomal large subunit assembly; translation. The coding region runs from base 72 to 1700 and encodes 542 amino acids. The record is from RefSeq and is a predicted model, not a curated record. Gene Ontology annotation, cellular component: ribosome; cytosolic large ribosomal subunit.
UUUCCCCUCGAAGAUCAGCCCUUAGCCGAUGCUAUCGAAAAAGACCCUGGAAUCAGGGCAAUAUUUCAAUAAUGGGGUUCGUGAAAGUUGUGAAGAACAAAGCGUACUUCAAGCGGUACCAGGUCAAGUUCAGGCGUCGCCGUGAAGGCAGGACCGACUACCAGGCUCGCCGCUUCUUAGUUGUACAAGACAAGAACAAGUACAACACCCCCAAGUAUCGCAUGAUUGUUCGCUUCACCAACAAGAAUAUCACAUGUCAGAUAGCGUACGCCAAGUUGGAGGGAGACAUCAUUGUAUGCGCUGCAUACGCUCAUGAACUCCCCCGCUAUGGUGUCAAGGUCGGGCUGACCAACUAUGCUGCAGCGUACUGCACAGGACUGCUCCUGGCUCGCAGGAUUCUGAAGAAGUUCAACUUGGACAGUAUCUACGAGGGUCAGACAGAGCCAGAUGGUGAUGACUACUUGGUAGAGUCAGAGGAGGGCAAGGCCGGUGCCUUCCGGUGCUUCUUGGACGUUGGUCUUGCCAGAACCAGCACUGGUGCCAAGGUGUUUGGAGCACUCAAAGGUGCCGUUGACGGCGGUCUGGAGAUCCCUCACAGCAACAAGCGCUUCCCGGGAUACGACUCGGAAAGUAGUGAGUUCAGUGCAGAGGUCCACAGGAAGUACAUCUUUGGCGGUCAUGUUGCUGAUUACAUGAAAGAACUUCAAGAAGAAGAUGACGAGGCUUACAAACGUCAGUUCUCCCAGUUCAUCAAAAAUGACAUCACACCAGAUUCACUUGAAGCUAUGUACAAGAAGGCCCACGAUGACAUCAGGGCCGAUCCUGAGGCCAAGUCAAAGAAGGAUUUUGCUGGAAAGACCAAAAGAUGGAACCGUGCCAAGCUCACCCUGGCCCAACGCAGGGACCGUGUCCGGCAGAAGAAAGCAUCCUUCCUUUACGCCAACCAGUCUGUAGCUUGUGGCAAAAGUUUAACUUUUCGCUCUUUGCUCUUUCCAUUACAGAUAGCGUACGCCAAGUUGGAGGGAGACAUCAUUGUAUGCGCUGCAUACGCUCAUGAACUCCCCCGCUAUGGUGUCAAGGUCGGGCUGACCAACUAUGCUGCAGCGUACUGCACAGGACUGCUCCUGGCUCGCAGGAUUCUGAAGAAGUUCAACUUGGACAGUAUCUAUGAGGGUCAGACAGAGCCAGAUGGUGACGACUACUUGGUAGAGUCAGAGGAGGGCAAGGCCGGUGCCUUCCGGUGCUUCUUGGACGUUGGUCUUGCCAGAACCAGCACUGGUGCCAAGGUGUUUGGAGCACUCAAAGGUGCCGUUGACGGCGGUCUGGAGAUCCCUCACAGCAACAAGCGCUUCCCGGGAUACGACUCGGAAAGUAGUGAGUUCAGUGCAGAGGUCCACAGGAAGUACAUCUUUGGCGGUCACGUUGCUGACUACAUGAAAGAACUUCAAGAAGAAGAUGACGAGGCUUACAAACGUCAGUUCUCCCAGUUCAUCAAAAAUGACAUCACACCAGAUUCACUUGAAGCUAUGUACAAGAAGGCCCACGAUGACAUCAGGGCCGAUCCUGAGGCCAAGUCAAAGAAGGAUUUUGCUGGAAAGACCAAAAGAUGGAACCGUGCCAAGCUCACCCUGGCCCAACGCAGGGACCGUGUCCGGCAGAAGAAAGCAUCCUUCCUUUACGCCAACCAGUCUCACGACUAAGUCAUCAACUCCUCAUCGUCGUCCUCCUCCUCACAUCAUCCAAUAUCAAGUACUUCAAUUCCGGAAUAAACAAUGAACAUGAACUUCACAUGCAAUACUCCUCAUAGACAAUAUCACCUGGGGCUCGUAGAUACUGGCCAACAAUGAAUGAAUGAAUGAAAUAAUGGACUCGUUUGCGACAGAAGUGAUAACAUCGGCAACUGGCUUUGGGCCGGUAUAAAGUGGCUAAUAAAAUAUUGAUGACA